Lolium perenne is the source of this 1107-nucleotide messenger RNA. RefSeq lists its product as uncharacterized. Gene Ontology annotation, molecular function: DNA-binding transcription factor activity; sequence-specific DNA binding. The record is from RefSeq and is a predicted model, not a curated record. Gene Ontology annotation, biological process: regulation of DNA-templated transcription. NCBI's taxonomy places the organism in Eukaryota, Viridiplantae, Streptophyta, Magnoliopsida, Poales, Poaceae.
UGAUACGACUCGAUCGCCACCCAUGCACUGACCGAUCCGAAGCACGUACAUGGCGGUGGCAGGAGCCGGCGCACCUUAUCACUACCGCCCGCACGGUCACGUCGCCGGCGUCUGCCGCUCGAUGGCCUUUCCGGCGCCGCGGGGUGGCGCAAGCAGCUCACUACCAGCAGAAAACAACCGCCCGUACAGCUCUGGCUCCACAGCCAGCUCUUUCUCUCCGGCCUUCGCGGCGGCGGCAAGCGGGGUGCUGCGGCAGGAGCUCGACGUCUUGGACUACUUGUCGGACGACGGCGGAGGCGGGCCGGCGCUGGCGCCGACCGUGCCCGAAACGUUCCGGGCGCCGCCGCUGCCUCCGCGGAUGCCGGCCGAGGCGACACCGGCCGUGCCGGAUGCUGGCUACGGUGCUCAUCCGAGGCCUGCGGCGCCCUCCGCGGCGGCGGCGGCCGGGAACAAGAUCGCGUUCCGGACGAGGUCGGAGGAGGAGGUGCUCGACGACGGCUACAAGUGGAGGAAGUACGGCAAGAAGUCGGUCAAGAACAGCCCUAACCCAAGGAACUACUACCGAUGUUCGACGGAGGGAUGCAGCGUGAAGAAGAGGGUAGAGAGAGACAGAGACGACACGAACUAUGUCGUGACAAUGUACGAGGGGGUUCACAACCACGCGAGCCCGGGCACAGUUUACUAUGCUUCUCGAGAUCCUGCUACAGGUCGCUUCUUCGUCGCUGGCAUGCAUAGCCAAGGUCCUGGAUGAAACACGUACCGGCCGUAGUGAUGUUAGUGUGCUAUUAGGCCUUCUAGAAUGAAAUGUAUAUCCAUGUUUUAUGGUCGCUUGCCCCUGUGUUCGCCACUUGUUCUUUACAUAGCGACAAAAUUUAAGGCCUCCUUUGAUUUAAGGGAUAGGAAAAACAUAUGAAUAGGAAAGGUAUAGGAUUGGAAUGGCAUGUCUAAUUGAAUCCUAUAGGACGAUGAAGUUUGUUUGAUUGUAGCAAAGGAAUUUUUCCAUGAGGUAUGAGCUAAUGUUUUUUUUUAUAUAGGAAUUACACUACAAGAUUUCUAUAGGAUUUUUUUCUAUAGAAUAUGUUCCUAUGAAUCAAACAAUAUGUAUAG